Messenger RNA from Eleginops maclovinus (Patagonian blennie), 1236 nucleotides. RefSeq lists its product as uncharacterized. Lineage: Eukaryota; Metazoa; Chordata; Actinopteri; Perciformes; Eleginopidae. The transcript has 3 exons. Bases 221 to 478 code for a protein of 85 amino acids. The record is from RefSeq and is a predicted model, not a curated record.
AUGCUCCGGGGAUUAGCUAUUUAAAGUUCAGUCUCUCCGCGCCACGGAGACCUUUCCAUUCUGCGAACAAGGACGCACGGAUCCGGAGCGCAUUUUCAUGAAGGAAGCGAGUGAAAAAGCGCAGAUGAAGUGAGGAUAGUCGUGUUGCAACAAGGAAGCAUCAAGAGUGUCCAUUUCCAACCACUUUCUGAACGGUAUUUUUUCACCAGACGUUUCUACCAUGGGUGUGAAGAUGCUGCAGUGUUUUCCUUUCUACAGGCGCUGUAAAGAGCGCUGCAAGGGCAAGGAGUGCCCUCCAGCAGAAGUUCCCAUCGAGGAGAUGAAGCCCCGUCUGUGCUCCACGACAUCCUGCGGCAGCGACAGCGAAGGAGCGGGAAACCUGAGUCGGAGCUCCCAGAUAUAUUUCUCCACCAAGGCCAGGCUGUCUUUUAGACACCAGCUGGACAGCAACAUCAACGCAGUGGACGCCACUUACUGAGGAGGACAGAGCGCUGCAGAGGAGAUAAAAGGGACUCCAGUUUUACGUCGCCCACGGAGCCUGUGGUGCAGACGUGGGAGUCUGAAAGCUGAACAAGUGCAUCUAUCGUCACCUUUAGAAAGUCAUGCACAGCCACAGUUUGCAUUUUAACCCCUCUUUGCUCGCUGCCAACAAAAGCACUCUCCAUGAUUUCUCAGUUUGAACAAGGGACUGGGAGAACAUACGGGAACAGACUUGGGUUUUCAUAUUUGUGCAUUAUGAUAUGACACUAAGCGAAGGAUCCGGCGCCCUGACAGACAUGAUACUGACGAGAGAGAAGACAUCAUAGAGACUCGUUUACUGCAUUCACAACCAAAAAGUGCACCACUUCUUUUUGUACUGUUUUCCCUUUUUUAAAUGACCCCCUUUUUGACUCACUUUGUUGUAAAAACUGCAGAAUUUUUUGUUUCCUGUUGAGAUUUGGUUUACUUUCUAACCCUACUAUGUGGCAAAGCUAUUUGGAAGGCAAUUAGCCGCGCAGUAGAUUACAUUACUCAUGUUUGGCUUAAGCUCACUCAUUUCAAACUAAAUUCUUUACUCUCACUUUCUUUGUUAUAAUCCUCCUGCAUUCGAUAUCGCUCUAUCAUUUUUUCACUAACUGCUUCUUUCCUAGUUUUCCUGUAUUUGCCGAACAUUACCCGUAAAUCUCCAGCACGUCAAAAGAAAAGUAUCUUUAUUCUUUAAUAAAAAAAACAUGAACUAAUAAUGUACACUAAAAA